GGUGCACGUGCGGGGCGUGCCCUCCAGCUGCAGCCUGCCGGAUGUCGCGGCGCUGCUCGCAGGGGGCGGCGCCGGCGCCCCGUUCUGCUACCGCGUGUCCGACGGCGUGGUCGCCGCCGAGCUCGAGUCGGCGUCCGCGGUGGAGGCGGCCAUCGCCUUGACUGGCAGGGUGCUCGCGCCGCCUCAGACGGGCCACGUCAGGUUCCCCGGCGAGGCGGAGAGAAGGGCCAGAGCUGAGGCAACGGCGGCGCUCCCGCCGGGCCCAGGACAGCGCCAGCCGUGCACCACGACAGAGCGUCAGAGAGGUCUGGGGGGGCCGUCGGGGUGCAGGGCCGCUGCGCCCGCGAGCGGCGCGAGAAGAGGCCGUGACCGUGGUGCGGGCGUUCCCCGGCGCCUGAGCAGCGGCGGCGCCCCCCCCCUCCCCCCGCGGCGGCGCGGGCAGGCCGAGGGGGGAGGAGGUGGGGGAGGAGGAGGGGCGCUACCGCGCCCAAAUCUUGGCGGCCAGGGCGGCAGCCCCUCGAUCCGCCGAGCCCCCUUCCUUUUUGGGGGGGGCACGUUGCGGGAGCGAUCAGAGCGGCUGUCCCUCCUCCCUUGCUCCGUCCCAGAUCUUGGAGCAUACUCGUCAUCCAUUUUUGAGGGUCCUGAGGUGCCCGAGUUCUUCCGUGGGACCAUGAGGUCACCGGGAGUCAAGAAAUUCCCGUGAGGCACAUGCUUGAGACGCUCGAAUGUGGUGCUUUUGCUCGGAAA
Messenger RNA from Prorocentrum cordatum, 747 nucleotides. NCBI's taxonomy places the organism in Eukaryota, Dinophyceae, Prorocentrales, Prorocentraceae. The record is from the annotation of a GenBank genome assembly.